Molecule: messenger RNA, 819 nt
Organism: Punica granatum (pomegranate)
Lineage: Eukaryota; Viridiplantae; Streptophyta; Magnoliopsida; Myrtales; Lythraceae
Source: RefSeq, a predicted model, not a curated record
AUGCGGUUGCCCCCGAAAAUCAAAAUUCCAGACUUUAAGAGAUAUGACGGGACCAAGGAUCUGAGGCAUCAUCUCCGCCACUACCAAAGCAAAAUGUUGCAAUACUGGGACUACGAGGAAUUCAUAAUCCAGACAUUCCAAGACAGCCUCAUGGGACCAGCACUGGAUUGGUUCAUGACGCUAAAAGCAGAGGACAUUCCAACUUGGGCGAAUCUCUCUCAGAAAUUCCUUGAUCAGUACCGCUUCUGUGCCGAGACACCCCCUACGCUCCUAGAGCUCAGUACCAUGGAGAUGAAGGAAAAUCAAGCUUUUGAAGCCUACGCAACAGAGUGGAGAGGAAAAGCGGCAAAGCAUAUCCCUCCGAUCAGUAAGAUCCAACAAGUUCAACUGUUCCAUUCCACACUAAAGGGUGUAUACUACUCGCACCUCUUAUCUCACACCUCCUCAUUCUUCGAGCUUAUUGAAGCAGGGAAGAAGCUUGAUAUGGGCAUCAAAUUGGGGAGGAUUGAAGGACCGAUCAGUAAGAAAGAAGGGGAGGCACCGAGGAAGCAAGCUGCUGGUACCUCCAGAAGGACCAAGGAUGCUACCGUUAGUGCUGUCAAUCCGGGGCAUCAACCCCCGCAGCAAUUUCCGACGAACUAUGCGCCUGCACCCUCGGCUCCUCAAGCAUAUACACGCCCCGUGCAUUAUCUUCCACCCUACCAGCCACAACAGACGCAUUAUUCGGCCCCGCCAUUCGUUAUUCAGCCGCAACUACCACAUCAACAGGCCCCAGUCCAAAGUAGAUCCCCAGCUUCGAGACCCUCCCAACCGACGUAG